AUGUCUGGUUCUGCAGGAUUUGACAGACAUAUCACUAUUUUUUCACCAGAAGGUAGAUUAUACCAAGUUGAAUAUGCAUUUAAGGCGAUCAAUUCUGCCAAUAUCACUUCAAUUGGUGUUACUGGUAAAGAUAGUGCCGUUUUAAUCUCACAAAAGAAGAUCCCAGAUAAAUUAUUGGAUGCAGAAACUGUUAGUUAUAUUUUUAAGAUUACCCCUUCAAUUGGGAUGUUGGCUACUGGUGCAAUUGCUGACGCUAGAGCACAAGCAUUAAGAGCCAGAGCUGAAGCUGCAGAAUUUCGUUAUAAAUACGGUUAUGAAAUGCCGGUUGAAGGUUUAGCUAAAAGAAUGGCUAAUUUAUCUCAAUUAUAUACCCAAAGAGCUUAUAUGAGACCCUUGGGAGUUGCUUUAACAUUCUGUCAAGUUGAUUUCGAAGAUGAGGAUAGAGGAGCUCAAAUUUUCAAAUGUGAUCCAGCUGGGUAUUAUACUGGAGUUAAAGCAGUUGCAACCGGACCAAAACAACAAGAAGCAACCACUUUCCUUGAGAAGAAGUUUAAAAAAAUAGACUAUAUUAAAGGAGAUUGGAAGGAAACUGUAGAAUUUGCUAUUACAUCCUUGAGUUCUAUAUUAGGGACUGAUUUUAGGAAAAAUGAUAUUGAAAUUGGUGUGGCCACCACUGAUGGCUUCCGAGUUUUAACUGCAGAUGAAAUUGAUGAUAGAUUAAUCGCUAUAGCUGAACAAGAUUAG
Hyphopichia burtonii NRRL Y-1933 is the source of this 744-nucleotide messenger RNA. It is a transcript of the gene SCL1, whose product is annotated as proteasome core particle subunit alpha 1. Gene Ontology annotation, cellular component: proteasome core complex; cytosol; nucleus. NCBI's taxonomy places the organism in Eukaryota, Fungi, Ascomycota, Pichiomycetes, Serinales, Debaryomycetaceae. The record is from RefSeq and is a predicted model, not a curated record. The transcript is spliced from 2 exons. Gene Ontology annotation, biological process: ubiquitin-dependent protein catabolic process. Bases 1 to 744 code for a protein of 247 amino acids.